GUGUACAUCGGUGAUGCUGAUUUGGCUUUAAACGAGUUGAGUCGCAUUUAGCAUUGAGUCGUAAGUAUGUCCAGUACAUAAAGUGUUGAAUUUUGAUAUGAAGAGCUGUUUACUUGAUUAUCUGGAUCUCACCUUAGAAAAUAGAUAUGAAAAUCUAGAUUGAGUGCAAAGGGGUUUUUCAUCAAAUUUUAAUAUUAAAGAAGUUAAAAAGAAAAGAAUAGAAUAAAAGAAAUGUAUAGAGUGAUUUGAUUUUGGAGGGAUUAUCGGGAUUAUUAUGUAAUGGGUUAAUUAUCUUCUGUUGCUGUAUUUAGUAGAGAAACGUGAACCUCAAAACUGGUUGGGGAAGUUUAUUGAAGUCGAGACUCGUCCUCAGAAGACGGAUAAAUCUAAUUUUCAGCUUCAGUCACUGAUGUGUGCUUGAGGGAGUUGUAUCUAUUCGUGCAUUUAGGGAAACCAAAACUUCAAUUCAAUGCAAUUGAUAUAUAGUUUUCUCAUAAUUUUUGUAGUACUAUUUAGUGCAAAAUCACAGAGAAUACAUCAUACAGUAUGUGGAAAGGGAUUUAAAUACAUUUAUGUGAAUUCCAAAACUCAGUGGGUUGGAAUGGGAUGGCUAUGGACUACGGAAUCGAGUAAAUUGCACAACAUCACAAUGAACGUAGAUUUUGCAACAGUAAAGUUACCAGACACCACGUACUUGGGUUCACUUAAGAUUAUAUGGUUUCAUCUCCUAAAAGGCCUUGAUACUGACACAAAGCGAUGGAAUUUAAUAUUCGAAGUUAAAUUUCCAAUUCAAAAUCCACUGCCUGAUGUCACUGGUGUAGUUCUAAAUGGUGACGUCAUUUGUGAAGAUAGAGACAAAGAAUUUACAGAGCAGAAGCCCGAAUUGGUUAAGUUACGAUUAGAAUACAACGACUACUUGAAAGAAAACACAUUUACAUCCGAACUUGUCAGAAAACCCGAACCUACUACUUUUGUCGGAUCACCAAAUUAUGUACACGUACAGAUAGGAAAUGAUGACGUCAGUCAAUAUGAUGGCUGUGGACAAGCAGAUCUGUCUAACAUUUACGUACCAUUAGCCCUCGGAGGAUCAACGAUUCAAAGAGGAUCCUGGCCAUGGCUAGUAUCAGUUUACUCCUACUCGAAACUAAGAUUGGGCUUUAGAUGUGGAGCAACACUCAUAUCACACAAAUUGAUUGUCAGUGCUGCCCACUGCUUUUUUGAUAUCUACAAUAGACCAGUUAAAAUAGAAGAUGUUAUAGUUAUCCUAGGACAGCACAAUUUAAAAAGACCUCAUGACAAAGGUACAGAAAUUUUGUAUCCUGAAAGCAUCAACAUCCAUCCCAAUUAUGGGAAGCGCAAUCGUAUUGAUUCCGAUAUCGCCGUUGUGGUAUUACCAGAUAAUGUACGUUUUACAACUUACAUACGACCGGCAUGUUUGUGGAGUGAAGAUGAUAACAAGAAAAGCAUUAUUGGUAAAAUUGGAUCAACAGCUGGUUGGGGGAGAGACGAGAAUGGGAAUUUCUUCACAGAAUUACCAAAGCAAGUCGAUCUCCCUGUGGUAUCUGAUGAAACGUGUUUACGUUCUAAUAAUGGUUUCACCAAGAUCACAUCAGAAGUAACUUUUUGUGGGGGUUGGCGAAAUGGCACUGAAGGACCCUGCAAUGGUGACUCAGGAGGUCCCUUCGUUUUCGAAAGAAAUGGCAAUUGGACACUGAGGGGAGUCGUUUCAACAUCCCUUUCCACGGAUGGAAGUAAUACGUGCAACCUCAAUGAAUAUGUAGUGUUCACAGAUGUUGCAAAAUUCCGUAACUGGAUUACAUCUUUCUCUGAUGAAACUAUUUAACAGCAUGAGUUGAUGUAAUUAAAUAAUAAUAUGAAAAUAUGAAAAUUUUAUAGCUUUAAAUUUGGUAUGAGUUCACUAUCAAAACAUGCAAGAAAUCAUCUAAAGACUAUCACUAAUAGCGUAUUUGUUUAUAUUUUUAUCUAAGUUAGGGAAACAUGGCGUAGUUGUAAUCAUUGCGAUUAAAAAAAAAACUACUGUACUUCGGAGCACGAAACCCAUAUAUCAUAAAUAAAAUCAUAUCAUAACAUAAAAUCAUAUCAUAAAUCAUAAAUGGUAUAGAGAUCCUUGUUCACUGAAGAAAUGGUCGACAUAAGUCCAAGUAAGUGUAGACAUAAAAACCAGUGCAAUGUUUACAACUACUCCAUGUUUACUACUACCCCAGUUUCCCCUGUACAAUUCAAUUUUCAAUAAAAAUGGAAUUUCUGAUUCAUUUCAUAGUUGUUAGAUUCAUUCAAAAUUUUAAGAAGUUUUAAGUCCUUUGAAAUGAAUCAAAUUUUGAUACAAUAUGUUUGAGAAAUGUGCAUUAUAGAGGUAUUUGACCUUGGCUACCAGUUAGAAGGAAUAAGUGAAGGACAUUAUCAUAUUGACCCAGACUACCCCAAAUUGUUUUAGAUAAUGCUCUAAAUUUAUUUUUUCCGGAUUCAUAAGAAGAAUACGGACUCGAGAGAAAAACAACUAUAUUUUUCUUUGAUCGACGUUUUAUGAGUGUUAAAAAUGAUUUUGAAAAAUCAUAGUAAUUGUGAAAUAAAAUUCAUUGAAAAUUGUUCAAGCAGAA
This is a messenger RNA of Phlebotomus papatasi, 2618 nucleotides long. RefSeq names its product serine protease gd-like. The record is from RefSeq and is a predicted model, not a curated record. Gene Ontology annotation, biological process: proteolysis. Gene Ontology annotation, molecular function: serine-type endopeptidase activity. Lineage: Eukaryota; Metazoa; Arthropoda; Insecta; Diptera; Psychodidae. The transcript is spliced from 3 exons. Bases 470 to 1843 code for a protein of 457 amino acids.